Malaclemys terrapin pileata is the source of this 8240-nucleotide messenger RNA. RefSeq names its product DOP1 leucine zipper like protein A (gene DOP1A). Gene Ontology annotation, cellular component: trans-Golgi network; endosome. The transcript has 42 exons. The record is from RefSeq and is a predicted model, not a curated record. Gene Ontology annotation, biological process: Golgi to endosome transport. The coding region runs from base 500 to 7954 and encodes 2484 amino acids. Lineage: Eukaryota; Metazoa; Chordata; Testudines; Emydidae.
CUGGGAGCUGUCAGUGGCUGCUCCCGUACUUUCCGCUGUCGGACUCUUCCGGCUCUUGUCGCCCAGGGAUAAGUAAGAAAAGAAAAAAAAGGGAGUGGGGGACAAGGAAAUGAAUAACGAAGUAUUCCCAUGAUCCCAGGGAAGAAAAGACAGGUGGAGGGAGUGUGUUGAAGACAGAGCAGAGAGUUAGUGAAAGAAGAAAUCCUGGGAAGACUAGCUCAGCUCGAAUCUGGUGACCUCAAACGCCUUGGCAAAAUUGACUGGCUCAUCUUGACUGUAUCUGCUAAGUUCACUUGGUUCAGCUGUUGAAACCCAAUGCCCUGUUUAGCUGUGUCUUCACUGAGUAUUAUAAUGGAAGCUUGAAGGAAUUUAGAAACCUAAAGUUUUUGUGUGUGUUUUGUGAGCUGUCAAACAAAAAGACUGUGAUAAAAGCUGCAAUUGCCAGCUAAUGAUUUUACAUGAAUUGCAAGCUGGUAUCUAGUGGGGACUCUGUGGGAGGAUGAACACGGAGGAGGUGGAGCUACUGAGUGACUCCAAGUAUAGAAACUAUGUAGCAGCAGUUGACAAAGCACUGAAGAACUUUGAAUACUCCAGUGAAUGGGCAGAUUUGAUAUCAGCACUUGGAAAACUAAACAAGGUUUUACAAAACAAUGCAAAAUACCAAGUAGUACCUAAAAAGCUGACCAUAGGCAAGCGUCUAGCGCAAUGCCUUCAUCCAGCCUUGCCAGGUGGGGUUCAUCGGAAGGCCCUUGAAACAUAUGAGAUUAUCUUCAAAAUCAUUGGACCCAAGCGUCUGGCUAAAGAUCUUUUCCUGUACAGUUCUGGGCUAUUUCCUCUUCUUGCCAAUGCUGCUAUGUCUGUCAAACCAGCAUUACUCAGCCUGUAUGAGAUUUAUUACCUUCCUUUGGGAAAAACAUUAAAACCUGGUCUGCAAGGAUUGCUAACUGGGAUUCUGCCUGGUUUAGAGGAGGGAUCAGAGUAUUAUGAGAGAACCAACACUCUGUUGGAGAAGGUUGCUGGUGCAGUUGACCAAUCAGCAUUCUACAGUGCCCUUUGGGGUAGUCUUCUUACCAGUCCUGCGGUUCGGUUACCUGGAAUCACAUACGUCCUUUCCCAUCUAAACAGGAAGCUUUCAAUGGAAGAUCAGCUCUAUAUAAUUGGCAGUGACAUUGAGUUAAUGGUGGAAGCGGUAAGCACAUCAGUGCAGGAUUCCAGUGUAUUAGUACAAAGGAGCACAUUAGACCUUAUACUCUUCUGCUUUCCAUUCCAUAUGAGUCAGGCAACACGCCCAGACAUGAUCAGAAUUUUGUCAGCAGCCCUUCAUGUAGUACUACGCAGAGAUAUGUCACUCAACCGAAGGCUUUAUGCAUGGCUUCUAGGUUUUGAUAAUAAUGGUGCUAUUGUAGGACCUAGAAGCACAAGACAUAGCAAUCCUGAGGAACAUGCCACUUACUAUUUCAAUACCUUUUCUAAGGAAAUGUUGGUCCAGGCAAUGGUAGGAAUCUUACAAGUUAAUGGACAUGGAGAAGAGAGCACACUGAUGCAGGACCUAAAGCCUUUUCGGAUUCUUAUCAGUUUACUGGACAAACCUGAACUAGGACCUGUAAUCUUAGAAGAUGUAUUGAUUGAAGUAUUUAGAACAUUAUAUACACAAUGCAAAGCUGAGCUGGAUCUUCAGAUGGAAUCUUCCUUCAGCAAAGAUCACACACAACUAAGCAGCAAAUUGAGGGAAAAUAAGAAAACUGCAGAGCUGAUUAAAACUGCCAAUCUUCUCUUUAAUUCCUUUGAGCCUUAUUAUAUGUGGGAUUACAUUGCUCGUUGGUUUGAAGAAUGUUGUAGGAGGACACUGCAUGCUAGACUUCAGCCUGGGCCUGUAGGUGGUAAUGAGUCAUCUGAGCUGCCCCUGACCAAUUUCUGCCUACUAGUGGAUUUUUUGUUGGAUAUAGUUUCUUUGCCUACUAGAAGUAUGAGAGUGCUGUGUCAGGAGACCUACAUUGAAAUACAAACAGAACAUCUGCCUCAGUUGUUGCUCAGAAUGAUUUCUGCAUUGACAAGCCAUCUUCACACUUUGCACUUGUCGGAACUAACUGAUUCCCUCAGGCUCUGCUCAAAGAUCCUUAGUAAGGUUCAACCUCCGCUGUUGUCUGCAGGUACAGAUGGUACUCUGCAGCUUCCAAAUGGACACAACAGCUCCAUCAAAGAAUGGGAAGAUAAAAAGGUGCCAUCAGUUUCACUUGAAAAUCCUCAUGAUGUAUUCGAAGAUGGUGAAAAUCCUCCAAGUAGUCGAUCAUCAGAAAGUGGAUUUACUGAGUUUGUACAGUACCAGGCAGAUACAGCUGAUGACAUUGACAGUGCAUUGAGCGAAGGCCACGGAGCACCUGGUAUCCCUAUUAUAGGUAGCACAUCCUCAGAGACUGAGACAGCAUCAACUGUGGGAUCUGAGGAAACCAUUGUACAGCCUCCUUCCAUAAUUACACAGGGGUCAGCAACUCGAAGUGGGAAGAUGGUCCAAAAGACUGCAAUGCAGUGCUGCUUGGAGUAUGUCCAACAAUUUUUAACUAGAUUUAUCAACCUGUAUAUAAUUCAGAGUAAUUCCUUGUCUCAGCCCUUGGCAACAGAGCUUCAAGUGGACCUCACUAGAGAGCAAGGACAACUUACAAAAUGGGAUAGAGAAUCACAAGGAGAUGCUAAGGGGAAAAAAACAAAUAAAACGCCAAAAGAAUACCUUUCUGCCUUUAUUGCUGCAUGUCAGCUAUAUCUUGAAUGUUCAAGUUUUCCGGUUUACAUUGCAGAGGGGAACCAUACAUCAGAAUUACUUCCUGAGAAAUCUGAUUUUGACUGUGAACAAGUACAGCCUCCAUUGUGGCUUCAGACUCUUAUGAAUGCUUGUAGACAAGCAAGUGAUUUUAGCAUUCAAGGUAUUGCUAUUUCGCUGGUAAUGGACUUGGUUGGAUUGACUCAAUCUGUUGCUGUUGUCACUGGAGAAAACCUAAACAGUGUGGAAACUGCACAGCCGUUAAGUCCAAACCAAGGAAGAGUUGCUGUAGUUAUCAGGCCUCCUCUUACUCAGGGCAACCUGAGAUAUAUGGUUGAAAAGACAGAUUUUUUCAAGCAUGUAGCUUUAACUCUGUGGGACCAGUUGGGUGAUGGAACUCCUCAACAUCAUCAGAAGAGUGUGGAGCUCUUUUACCAGUUACACAACCUGGUUCCCUCUUCUAGCAUUUGUGAGGAUGUUAUAAGUCAGCAGCUGACCCACAGAGACAAGAAAAUAAGGAUGGAAGCUCAUGCAAAAUUUGCAGUGCUUUGGCAUCUCACGAGGGACCUUCAUAUUAACAAGUCGUCUUCCUUUGGCCGUUCCUUUGACAGGUCUUUGUUCAUCAUGCUGGACAGUCUUAACAGCUUAGAUGGGUCUACUUGGUCAGUGGGGCAAGCAUGGUUAAACCAAGUACUACAAAGACAUGACAUUGCAAGAGUACUUGAACCUUUGCUUCUACUGCUACUCCAUCCAAAAACACAGCGAGUUUCUGUGCAACGAGUUCAGGCUGAGUGCUACUGGAAUAAGUCUCCUCACUGCCCUGAAGAAGAAACUGAAAAGCACUUUAUGCAAAAAUUUAGCUGUGGUGAUGCAUUUUCUCACAUGCCUGUAAGCCAAGGACAACUCAUUACAUCUAAAGAAAACAAUGAAAAACAACUUAUCAUGGAUGAAAUGGAGAACUUCAGUCUCACAGUCAACCCUUUGAGUGACAGACUUUCCUUGUUAAGUACUAGCAGUGAGACUAUUCCAAUGGUGGUGUCUGAUUUUGACCUUCCUGAUCAUCAGAUAGAAAUACUCCAGAGUUCUGACUCUGGCUGUUCACAGUCAUCUGCUGGAGACAACCUGAGCUAUGAGGUGGAGGCAGAAAGCCUCAGUGUUCAGAAUAGUUCUCAGAUAUUGCGAGAAGACUCACCUGAUGAAAUUGUGCAACAGGUGGUUAUUGACUUGAUAUGUAAAGUAGUAAGUGGUCUUGGAGAGGAGACCGAAUCAGUUAAACAUAAUCUGCAUCCCGAUGAUGUUUCAUCUAAAUUCAAUACUUUAGAUCAUUCUGAGGAGGUUUCUAAAAGUGAAGAUCAACAUAUUCAAAGCAGCCAGAACAGUUUGUUUGGUGAUGACAGUUCUCAGUUAUUAUCUGCUUCGACUGAGAUUGGACUUGAAAGACAAACGGAUUCAUCACCUUGUAUUGGAGUAAGCCCUCAGGCCCCCUCUGACCUUACUUUCAGUUCAACAGAUGCAAAAUCUGGACAAAGAAGUCACAGUAGUAUUCAGUUCAGCUUCAAAGGAAAACUACCAGAAAAAAUGUCAGAAAAAGAAACUAUUGUUAAAGAGGCUGGUAAGCAACCAGGAGCAAAGCCCAAAGUGAAAAUAGCCAGAAGGAAAGAUGAAGACAAGAAAAAAACACAAACAGAAAAGCUUAAACAAACCAGCAUUUUCUUUAGUGAUGGUCUUGAUUUAGAGAAUUGGUACAGCUGUGGAGAGGGAGAAAUUUCAGAAAUAGAGAGUGAUGUGGGAUCUCCAGGAAUACGAAAAUCUCCCAGCUUUAACAUUCAUCCAUUAUAUCAACAUGUGUUGCUUUAUCUCCAGUUAUAUGACUCCUCAAGAACAUUAUAUGCUUUUUCUGCAAUCAAAGCAAUCUUGAAAACAAAUCCUUCUGCUUUUGUAAAUGCCAUCUCUACUACCAGUGUCAACAAUGUAUACACUCCUCAGCUGUCCUUGCUUCAGAAUCUUUUAGCCAGGCAUCGAAUAUCUGUUAUGGGCAAAGACUUCUAUAGUCACAUUCCAGUGGACUCUAACCAUAACUUUAGGAGUUCUAUGUACAUAGAAAUUCUUAUCUCUCUAUGUUUAUACUAUAUGAGGAGCCACUAUCCAACUCAUGUCAAGGUAACCCCGCAAGAUCUAAUAGGAAACCGCAAUAUGCAGAUGAUGAGCAUUGAAAUUUUGACACUUCUCUUUUCUGAAUUGGCAAAAGUAAUAGAAAGUUCUGCAAAGGGCUUUCCUAGCUUUAUUUCAGACAUGUUAUCCAAAUGCAAGGUUCAGAAAGUGAUCCUGCACUGUUUGCUAUCUUCUAUCUUUAGUGCACAGAAGUGGCACAGUGAAAAGGUAGCUGGUAAAAACAUCGUUGUUAUUGAAGAAGGUUUCUCUGAAGACAGCCUUAUCAACUUUUCUGAGGAUGAAUUUGACAGUGGCAGUACGCUACAGUCACAGCUCUUAAAAGUGCUUCAGCGACUAAUUGUCUUAGAGCAUAGAGUAAUGACUGUGCCUGAGGAGAAUGAAACAGGCUUUGAAUUUGUCAUUGCUGACUUGGAGCAGAUUAACCCACAGCAGCCAAUGACUUCACUUCAAUAUUUACACUCCCAGCCAAUAACCUCUCAAGGCAUGUUUCUCUGUGCAGUAAUAAGAGCUUUACACCAACACUGUGCCUGUAAAAUGCACCCCCAGUGGAUUGGCCUAAUCACUUCUACUCUGCCUUACAUGGGAAAAGUUCUACAAAGAGUGGUAGUUUCUGUGACCCUCCAGCUUUGCAGGAAUUUGGAUAAUUUAAUUCAGCAGUAUAAAUAUGAAACAGGAUUAUCCAGUAGCAGGCCGCUUUGGAUGGCAUCAAUUACUCCACCAGAUAUGAUUCUUACCCUGUUAGAAGGCAUCACAACAAUAAUUCAUUACUGUCUACUUGAUCCAUCUACACAGUAUCAUCAGCUUUUGGUUAACGUUGACCAAAAACACUUGCUUGAAGCACGCAGUGAAAUCCUGUCUAUCCUUCAUAUGAUCAUGUCGUCCGUGACUUUGCUGUGGAGCAUACUGCACCAGGCAGAUUCUUCAGAGAAAACAACUGCUGCAGCAGCUGCAUCUGUUACCACUAUUAAUCUUGGAUCAACAAAGAAUUUGAGGCAGCAGAUUCUUGAAUUGUUGGGCCCAAUAUCAAUGAAUCACGGUGUUCACUUUAUGGCUGCUAUUGCAUUUGUAUGGAAUGAAAGGAGACAAAACAAAAACACUUCUAGAACAAAGGUUAUUCCUACAGCCAGUGACGAACAGCUUCUACUGGUAGAGCUAGUUCGCUCUAUCAGUGUUAUGAGAACGGAGACUGUUAUACAAACAGUAAAAGAAGUUUUAAAGCAGCCUCCAGCCAUAGCCAAGGACAAGAAGCAUCUGUCAUUGGAAGUCUGCAUGUUGCAGUUUUUCUAUGCUUAUAUUCAAAGGAUUCCAGUGUCCAGCUUAGUAGACAGCUGGGCAACACUAUUGCUUCUUCUGAAGGACUCUAUACAGCUCAGUCUUCCAGCACCAGGGCAGUUUCUCAUACUUGGUGUUCUAAAUGAGUUUAUUAUGAAAAACCCAAGUCUGGAGAAUAAGAAAGAUCAAAGAGAUCUUCAGGAUGUAACUCACAAAAUAGUGGAUGCCAUUGGUGCAAUUGCUGGUUCUUCCUUGGAACAGACUACUUGGUUAAGACGAAAUCUAGAGGUCAAACCUUCCCCCAAGAUAAUGGUUGAUGGAAACAACUUGGAAUCGGAUGUUGAAGAUAUGUUGUAUCCAGCUCUGGAAACCUCAAAUAUAACUCCUUCAGUUUAUAGCGUCCAUGCAUUAACAUUACUUUCUGAGGUUUUGGCUCAUCUGUUGGAUAUGGUUUUCUACAGCGAUGAAAAAGAGAGAGUUAUUCCUUUGCUUGUAAAUAUUAUGCAUUAUGUUGUGCCCUACCUCCGCAAUCACAGCGCUCACAAUGCCCCCAGUUAUCGAGCCUGUGUUCAGUUAUUGAGCAGUCUUAGUGGGUAUCAGUAUACAAGAAGAGCAUGGAAAAAGGAAGCUUUUGAUCUUUUCAUGGAUUCCAGCUUCUUCCAAAUGGAUGCUUCUUGUGUUAACCAUUGGAGAGCAAUUAUGGAUAAUUUGAUGACACAUGACAAAACUACAUUUAGAGAUUUGAUGACACGAGUGGCCGUGGCUCAGAGCAGUUCACUCAAUCUGUUUGCUAAUCGGGAUGUAGAGUUGGAACAGCGAGCUAUGCUUCUGAAGAGGCUGGCCUUUGCCAUUUUUAGCAGUGAAGUGGACCAGUACCAGAAAUAUCUUCCAGAUAUACAAGAAAGGCUGGUAGAAAGUCUCCGUUUGCCUCAAGUGCCCACCCUUCACUCUCAAGUGUUCCUGUUUUUCAGAGUAUUGCUUUUAAGAAUGUCUCCACAGCACCUUACCUCACUUUGGCCUACCAUGAUCACUGAACUGGUACAAGUGUUUUUACUGAUGGAACAAGAACUCACUGCUGAUGAAGAUAUUUCAAGAACUUCGGGCCCAUCUGUUGCUGGCCUAGAGACAACAUACACAGGAGGCAAUGGCUUCUCCACAUCAUACAACAGCCAGAGGUGGUUAAACCUUUACUUGUCUGCUUGUAAAUUUCUGGACUUGGCCCUGGCAUUACCAUCUGAAAAUCUUCCUCAGUUUCAGAUGUAUCGGUGGGCUUUUAUUCCAGAAGUAUCAGAUGAUUCAGGUUUGGAGGUACGAAGACAGGGCACGCAUCAAAGGGAAUUUAAACCAUAUGUGGUUCGAUUAGCAAAACUGCUGCGGAAAAGAGCAAAGGACAAGCAGGAGGACUUUAAAAUGAUGAUUUUGGAGGGAGUGGAGAUGGCCAAGCAUCAGAAAAACCCAGAGGAGGACAGCUCAGGGAAAACAUUAAGUUGGGAACCAGGUCAUUUGCUGUUAACCAUCUAUACUGUCCGCAGCAUUGAGCAGCUUCUCCCUUUCUUCAAUGUACUCAGCCAGGUUUUUAAUAGCAAAGUCACAAGCAGAUGUGUUGGACACUCAGGGAGCCCUGUCCUUUACCCAAAUUCUUUCCCCAAUAAGGACCUAAAAAUGGAGAACCAAAAAACAUUCUACAGCAAAGCAAGGCAAAAAAUUGAAGAGAUGGUUGAGAAGGAUUUUCUGGAAGGUGUCAUAAAAACAUGAACUAUACAUUUAAGCUGAAUAGUACCAGUUAAUGUAAUUGUUUAAAUGAAAUGCUGUAUCUUUCAGAGUUGUAUAGUUUUCUUUCUUACUCUGUAUGUAAUGAACAUUUCAGGUUAUAUUUAAUUUAAAUAUUUGUAAAUAAGAGACCAGUUCUGGAUGUAGCCUGAAUCAAGUUUAAAUAUUGUUGGCUCAUAUUGAUUAUGGUGCCUAAUAUUUACAGUAUCUGUGUUUUGUUGUCUUGAGUUCUGUCUUUAAACAAAAUACAAGUUGCACAUUUUUCACUUUG